Messenger RNA from Hevea brasiliensis (rubber tree), 2882 nucleotides. RefSeq lists its product as uncharacterized. The coding region runs from base 81 to 2639 and encodes 852 amino acids. Lineage: Eukaryota; Viridiplantae; Streptophyta; Magnoliopsida; Malpighiales; Euphorbiaceae. Gene Ontology annotation, biological process: rRNA processing. The transcript is spliced from 13 exons. Gene Ontology annotation, cellular component: nucleus. The record is from RefSeq and is a predicted model, not a curated record.
AUAUAUGUCAAGCUAUAGAAACCCUUAUCAAACACUGCCCUCUCUUGUUCGGAGGUUUUUUUACUCCCUGCUACAAUACAAUGGCCGCCUUGGAGAACUUGAAGGAUAUGUAUGAUGUUGCUCUGAAGCCUCGUAUGCUCCGUGCAUUAUUGAAGGAAGAUGUCCCAGACGAGAAGAAGCCACUAGGCACACCAUUGAAGCUGUCAAGGGUUGUCUCCACUAUUCAAACUUUCAAGCUUUUAGCUGAAUCCAUCACCGGUUCCAUGGAUGAUAAGCUAAUUGAACGCUGGAAGUCUGCCGUUGAUGAUUGGCUCAAUCGAUUAUUAUUUCUGGUCUCGAGCUCUACCAUGCCAGAUAAAUGUUGGGCAGCAAUCUGUUUGCUGGGGGUGACUUCUCAAGAAUGCAGCUCUGAACGCUUUCUGGCAUCAUAUGCUGUAUGGUUUGACAAACUUUUAUUACACAUUCAGUCACCAGCAGAUUCUCAGUUUGUAAAGGUGGCUUCUUGUACCUCAAUAUCUGAUUUGAUGACAAGGUUAGCUGGAUUUCCUAAUGCCAAGAAGAAUGGAACUUCCCAUGCUGGAAAACUCAUUCAACCUGUUCUGAGGCUGUUGCAAGAGGAUAGUUCAGAGAAUGUGUGGGAAGGAGCACUUCAUCUGUUACGCACUGUUAUAACUUUCUUUCCAGCUUCUCUUCAUCGUCAUUAUGACAGUGUUGAAGCUGUUAUUGCAUCAAAAAUUUUGUCAGGAAAAUGCAGUAUUAAUAUGCUUAAGAAGCUUGCCUAUUGUCUAGCAUUACUUCCUAAAUCAAGAGGAGAUGAUGAUAGUUGGCUUUCAAUGAUGCGGAAGAUUCUAUUAUUGGUAAAUGGUUACCUGACUGAAAUCUUCCAUGGUCUAGAAGAAGAAACUAAAUGGGAUGAAGCUGUUAGAUUAUUGGUUCCACCUGGAGAGAUUACCCCAACUUCUUUAUGGGGUCAGAAUUUGUUAGAAGAGACAUCAGACAGGGCAAGAAAGAGAUCUAAGCUAUCAAGUGUCUCUGCAUUGAUGCAUAGUUGUUGUACAAUGCUUACAACUUCAUAUCCAGUCCAGGUGACGGUACCUGUUCGCUCAUUUUUGGCCCUAAUUGAGAGAGUGUUGAUGGUUGAUGGCUCCUUGCCACAUGCCAUGUCUCCCUUUGUGAUUGCAUCGGAACAAGAGUUCAUUUGUACUGAACUUCCAGUUCUGCAUUCAUACACUUUGGACCUUCUUACUUCAGUUGUAAAGGGAAUACGCAGUCAACUAUUGCCACAUGCUGCUUAUGUUGUGCGACUUGUUAAAGAGUAUUUUAGGAGAUGUAAAUUGUCAGAAUUAAGGACAAAAAUAUACUCGAUCAUAAAGAUGUUGCUGAUAUCCGUGGGUGUUGGAAUAGCAAUAUAUCUGGCCCAGGAAGUUGUCAACAAUGCACUUCUUGACUUAAAUCUUAAUGGUGAUGAUGCAUCUUCUAGUGCAAACCCAAUGGCCCCUUCUGAAGCAUUGCUGCAGCCUUGCCGUAGAAAAAGGAAGCGUGGAGCAAGUGGAUCUCUGGAGCAAAAGUAUGAUGCAAUUAGUUUGGAUGUAGAAGCAUCCAAGAGUCACCCCACAACUAUGAUAGCUGUGAAGAUAGCAGCACUUGAGGCAUUAGAAGCUCUUCUAACUGUGGGUGGUGCUUUGAGGUCUGAUUCCAAGCUGUCAAAAGUUGAUAAUCUUUUAAUAAAUAUGGCAGCAGAUUGUUGUAAAGGGGGAUGGGCUAACGAGGAAAGCAACUCAUUCUUGCCUAAUGGGUCGACCUCCACACAUGCAGAUUUGCAGCUUGCAAUAUUGCGUACACUCUUGGCGUCUCUUCUGUCACCAUCUUGUGUGCGUCCUCCACAUUUAGCACAGAGUCUUGAGCUUUAUCGUAGAGGAAGGCAAGAAACUGGAACAAAACUUUCUGAACUAUGUUCCUAUGCACUUUUGGUGUUGGAGGUACUUAUACAUCCUCGGGCCCUGCCACUGGCAGGUUUUUCCUCUGAAAAAUCUUCCCAUGAAGUUAACGGUGGAUUACAGGAAAUAGGGCAUAGAUCUUCUGAUUCAGAUGACGUUACUUUUGAGAGAUGGCUAGGCAGUUGCAAAGAAACAGACACUCCAGCAGAUGGCCCAGGUAAAAAUAUAAACAGCAAAAUGCCUUCUGAAAACUUGGGAGUUCAAGCAGGUUCAAUGGCUACAAAAAGUCCUGGGCAAAGUAAGGACGAGCCAGCAGUAGCUAAUGCAGAUGUAGAGAUGGGAAACUUUGGUGAUGAAAUAAUUGUCGAAUCACAGCAAGUUCAAGAACCCAUAUUGCAGCUUCAGGGUUUCACAUCUCUUAAAGAUGCCACCGUUUCUGUAGUCCUUGAUGAUCCUAAAAUUCCUGAACUGGAAUUAACAAGGGUAGCUUCAGGCACUGGUGCAUUAGUUUCUACAGAUAAGGAAACUGCACCAGUUGAGGCUGGCAUGGUAGAUAGAGGUAGUGAAAUUGCCUCCACAGUAGGAAGCAAAAAUACAACAGCUAGUGCUCUAAAAGAAACAGUAUUUGGUUCUGAAUCAGAUCAUGACUCAUCAGCAGAGUCUUUGCCAGAUAUUGUGGAUGCUGAUCCAGAUUCUGAUUAGAAUUUAGGUAAGAGUUGUGAUGUAUCUCGAAGUUAAAAGGAGAGUCAGGGACAUGCAUUGUAUUUUAUAGAAGUCUUUUCAUCUUUUCAAAAGAAGAUGGUUUUGGGUUUAGUAAUCGCUUUGCAUUUUAUCAGUCUGGCAGUUGAUGAGAACAUUAUGCCAUUUGUUUGGUUUGUUGAAUGGAAUAUAUUAGUUAUUAUUUUCCCUUGAAAUUAUAUAUAAAGUGAUAAUUAUUUUUUUCUA